CCCACGUGUCUGCUGUCCAAUCACGUGUCAACACUCUGUGGAAAGCAUUUGAACCUGAACGCGCCUUCCUCUCUCCACCGGUUAGCCCGUGUGCUACUGUUAGCUCCCGUUAGCUCCCGUCCACCACCAGCAACACAGCGUGUGUUUAUGUUACAUCCAACAUGGACGCGGUCUUUAGAGGAGGACUCCAUGAAAACAGCCUUCUAUUCAAAAGGUCGCUGGACAGAAUCGUGGACAAGUAUUCAAAGCUUCAGCACCUGGACGGGGGUCUGGAGAUCGACUUCGCAAAUACUCAACCCCGAACACUUGCACGCUACAUGAAGCUGUCAAGUCAAGAGCUGAGCCAUCUGGAAUCAAAGAGCCUGACAGAUCUGAGCGAUACGAGAGCAGAAGACAUUACAGGAAACUCUCAGCUGGAGUUCACGUUACAAGAUGAUGGAGCUGAUGAUAGUAGUGCAUCCUCCAGCAGCCAAUAUUCCAAGGAUGAUGAUGGGAUGGCACAAAGUAACAUGACUGAGCUGACUGUUGGCUCAUUGGAUGAGAGUGAGGGAAACUUUUCUGAAAUGGAGCUCCAGCCUGAGGACCAAGAUGAGGAACUGGAAAUGAGUCUGAGGCGUCAGGGCAGCUCUUUCGUGGAGCUCUACCCCAGCAUGAUCAGUCGAAUAGAAACGGCCCGGCAACGGCAAAAUCUCUCCAAUGCCGCUGACUCUGUACUGAGGAGGUACCACAGGUGGCGACAGCAGUCGAGGGAAGGCAGUCACAACAACACUCUGAGGCACAGCAACCCAGGAAAGAUGACCAGCGGGAUGCAGCACAGGGAGACCUCUUACAGCCCAGAAAGAAGGCAGUUCAUGACGAUUCAAUCUGCCCCUCGCUCUCCUUUGCAGUUCUCAACCAGUCGGCUGGCUUGGCAAGCAGAUCAGCCAUCUCCUGGAAGGGAGAGAGGACCGCACCACUCUGUCUGCGCGAUGGACCUCUCUAGACACUUUAAGACCUCUAAACCGAAAGAGGUCUCACUGAAUCAGACAUACUCUAUGUCUGAACAGCUUGGAGAAAAGCCUUGCACUUAUGCUGGCAGUCCUUCACGGCCUCGCUAUCCAACUGCAAACUCAUCCUUGGACCUGUCCCUAAGGUCUAAAAGGCAUUCUCUCUCUGCACGCUCAGAGCAGGCUCCUGGGUGCUCCACGUACGCAUCAGAAGUCUCUUUUGCAGAAAGAUCUGAUAUCUACAGCUCCCCAGUCAGGCAGAGUCCCUUAAAACCUCGGAUGAUAAACAGCCUCAGUAGAUCCCCUUACGCCUUCUCUAGGAGCCCCAGAGAUAAUUCCGAGGAAAGCUUUUCCCGAGAGCCCAUGAGGCGCAGAUUGAUGUCUCCUUCUCUGUCCUCCCCUCCACAGAAGCCUAUAGUGCCACAGAGGAUGCCUUACCCUCAAGACUCCCGUCCCUCCCUCCAGCCACAGCUGCAUUCACCUCAGUCAGCCACAGCAGGUCGUCCCAGGCUUCGGCGCCAUCACUCCUUUGACUCCUCCCUGCCAUCCAUCGGUGUUUCCUACUCCAAGAAGGAGAUUGACGAGGAAUUCUUGAGACUCUACCACAAGUUUGUCUGCCUGAACAAAUCAUCUUUCUUUAACAGCCAUCCCUGCCGUAUCUGCGCAAGGUGCCCUGAGGCCAGCAGAGCAAACUCUUCCUCAGCGUUGGCAGCUCUGGCCUUGUCACCGCACCGCUCCAUACUGAGGAAACGCAACAGGGAGUUGGGCUGGGGCGAUCAUCCCCUGUCCAAGCGCUCUAGGGAAGAGUGCUACACAUCCUCCCCAGGGUCCCAACGCCAUGGGAAUGAAAUGCUGAGGCGUCGUCUCUCCGGAUCUGAGGUGUGUCGUGAUGACCUCUUCUACAGCUCAAGCAAACCCAGCACGCAGCAGCCCACAGCAGACGCUCAUCAGGAAGCCGGGAUGAGACAGAGACGGCCUGUAUCUGCAGCGGAGUUUUCUGGUCUCUGUGGUUCUCCUGAGAGCAGCAUGGCAAAUGGCUCCUCCCCCAGGAAAUGGAGGACACGGAUCACACCUGCUCUGUAAAAUCCUGCCCAUACAGGUUCAAGAGUGGAAAACCAUUCAGUUUGUCACAUAACAAAUAUCAAAGUAUUAUGAUUGUCUAGUAGUGCAAGGUUUCCAGUACAAAUAUUGUUUAACUUUAGUUUCAAAGAUAAACAGUGGGUUACACUGGAUGUGUAUUUCUCAGCUGGCGCAGUCUGAGCUAAAGAAGUUGUUAAGCUCUUAUUCCACUAUUGACACAUAACAGUGGUUGUUAUGAAGCUAUUUUCCAUCUCAGUUUUGGUUUCUAUAUUUUUUUGAAUGCUGUUAAAACUGAAUUUGAGUGAAAGGUUCACAUAUGUUGUCAUUACAUUUUAGAGUUUGUUCUGUGGUGUUUCACUGAAGGUAAAGCAGCAUUCUGUUCAUUAUUAAUAAAUGUGUAAAUGCUGUUUCUGGUAUUAAAAACACAAAUGGUGCGUUCUCA
Hippoglossus stenolepis (Pacific halibut) is the source of this 2508-nucleotide messenger RNA. RefSeq lists its product as uncharacterized. NCBI's taxonomy places the organism in Eukaryota, Metazoa, Chordata, Actinopteri, Pleuronectiformes, Pleuronectidae. The record is from RefSeq and is a predicted model, not a curated record. The transcript has 9 exons. The coding region runs from base 162 to 2069 and encodes 635 amino acids.